AGUGAACAUUGUUACUCUACUUAAAAAAUGGAGCAAAAAGAAGGGUUGAUAUGGAAAUCAGAGUCAUCAGAAUUACCAGAAUCAAUGGUUUCAGUGAGUAUAGGCAGAGCCAUAACCACUCUACUUACUGCUCGGACCAGAAAUCUUAAUCACUCCAUUUCUCGCCUCGCUCUAGAUUCUAACAAAAGACCAUCAGCCGGGUCAUUAGAGGAUUCUUUAUGGUUUCUGCAUAAAUUUGUUAAAGAUGCGGUUGAGAGAGACCACCCUAUGGAUGAUAUUCUCAUUCCCAUUAUACAACAUCCUUUGAUGAGAAAAGACUUGAAGCAUGGUGGGCAAGGAAUGAUACUCGUAAAUUGGCUGUUUCAAGAUGAAUUUCUUUUCCAAGCUGUUGCUAGGAGUCUUGGUGACAUAAUUCUGAGAAAAGAUGAUCGUUUUAUAGCUCUUGCUUGGUGUAUUUUUAUUCGUAGUCUUGUGGAGUAUGAGAGUUUUAUGGAUCAAUAUGCUCUAAAUGGAAUAAAGGACAAUUACAGUUCUUUCUUGAAGAUAAACUGCUCGUAUAUCCCAUGUUUGUUACAAAUAGUAUGCAAGGGAAGCAUUUUGCAGGAUGGCUUUGAGUUGCCCUCUCGCCUCUCAGUAUCUGCUGCUGAUUGCAUAUUAGCUAUCAGUGAGGCAUUGACGAAGAAGCCUAAGGCAUUGAAUUCAAAUGCAUCAGAUCGGCCUAUCAGUCUUAAACCAACUUCCAUGGGAGAGAGGAAAGUAAAACCAACCAGUAAAUCAUUAGAUGACUCAAAUUUUGACAUGGCAUUCUUGCUUUGGGACUUGAUAAAGGAGCUUAUUACUCUAGUGCAGAGACUCCUUGCUUGGAGCAGAAAAAGUAGGCCUUUACACGCUAAAGGAGUGGAGCAAGUGCUUAAAUGGUUGCAGGAGAUUAAAGGGCAGUAUGGCUUUAUUCAGGAUGAGACAGGUGCAAACAUUCACAAAACUGGAGCGUUGCUACUCUCUUCAUGUUGGAAGCAUUACAGCAUUUUGUUGCGUUUGGAAGAUCAUAAGUUUUCUCAGCAUUACAAAGAAUUGUUGGACCAAUACAUAUCUGGCAUCCAGUAUUAUACAGACAGCCACGCCGAGGGCCACAUAGAAGACAAGGAUGGUGCUGUGGAGACUAGAAAGUUUUUCUUGAGCUGUCUAUGCCUUCUUUUAGGACGUUUUGACUGCAAGAAAUUUGAAAUUACAAUGUCAGAGUAUGGGAUGCAGAUAUCACGUAUUCUCUUAUCUCAGCUUCAUUGUACUGAUGAAGAUGUCGUAGCCGUGGCUGUUUGCAUAUUUAAGGAAGCCAUAUUUAAACCAAAUAAUUCAUCUGGCCGUGCUGACAGCAGACAGAUGGAUGCAUUGCUACCUUUGUUGCUAAACCUUCUAGAUGAGCAGGAUGGCAUAACUAGAGCUGUUGUUAUGUUAAUUGCAGAAUACUGCUCCAUGACCAUGGACAGUAACUGUCUUAAACAAGUACUGCAGCGCCUUGCUUCUGGAAAUGCUCUGCAGAGAAGAAACGCUAUGGAUGUCGUGUCGCAACUGGUUUGCAUGUCAUCAGCCUCAGUAAAUAAACUUUCCCAUGUGUCGUGGCAAGAUUUAGCAAACAACUUGCUUGAGCGCUUAAGUGAUGAAGAUAUUGCAAUUUGUCAACAAGCAUCUAGCUUGCUUUCAGUGAUAGACCCAUCAUUAGUUAUGCCUGCCUUGAUAAGCCUUAUCUACUCAUCAGAUAAAGGAUUGCAGUCAUAUGGUAGUACUGCCUUUAUUGGAAUGCUUAAACAUCAUAACCAGCAGCCUGAAGUUAUAUGUUUACUGUUAGACUGCCUCAGCAACCUCAGCAAAGUCCCUAAUGAUUCAAAAACUACAGAAGAUCUAAGUGAAGGACCUAAGGUGGAUAUCGAUCGAGUACUCAAGUUGAUGCCAGAGUGGUGUAAAAAUGUUCAAAACUGGAACUCCAUGAUCAUACUGUUGCUUGAUAAGAUGUUUGCUGAGCCUGCAAAUGCAAUAAUUGUAAAGUUUUUGAGUUAUAUAAGCGAACGCCUAGCAGAAGCAGCAGAUGUAGUACUCUAUUAUGUCCUAUCACAGAUGAAGCCACAGAAAGGGUUGGUAAUCAAUGAAGGUUUAUUGUCCACAUGGAAGAGUAGAUCCUGCAACAACGAGGACUUGAUGAAGAUGCAGCAAACAUUAUUUGAGCGUCUUUGUCCAUUGCUUAUUAUUCGACUGCUUCCACUGAGAGUUUUUAAUGACCUUGAAUCCUCUACUAUGUAUGGUCAACUUCCCAGUCAAGUCAUUACUCAGGAAUGCGGAGAUGUCAACAUUGCUGAUGACUGCAUUGCUGCAUUCCUUCUACAGAGGGCAUUUAAUAAGUAUGAAUUUGAAGAUGUACGAAAACUUGCUGCUGAGCUCUGUGGCCGCCUUCAUCCACAGGUGCUCUUUCCUGUUGUUUUGACCAUAUUAGAAAAUGCUGCAAAUUUUCACGAUAUACUGAAGAUAAAAGCUUGUCUGUUCGCCAUUUGCACUUCGCUCGUGGUUAAAGGCAAGGAUUCAGUUUAUCAUCCUGUUAUUUUUCAAAUUAGAAAAACAAUAGAAGCAGUACUGCUGUGGCCGUCUUUAGAUGGGGAUGAAGUUUCAAAAGCACAGCAUGGAUGCAUCGACUGCUUAGCACUAAUGAUAUGUGCUGAACUGCAAGCUACCGAAUCUCUUAAGGACUCCUCAAAUAAGUUUCGCAUUGCAGGGAAGAUCAUUGAUUCUGGGAAGUCUACAGCAGGAAACUCUGCUCUUGCUUAUGUUAUCCAUCAACUGGCAAAUGAUAAAAAUGAAGUUUCUGUCUCCUCGUUGAAUAUUGAAAACUGUGAAUUUGAGGCGACAAUUCCUUGUUCCUUGCGUCUUUGUAUGGCUAAUGCUCUCAUAAGUGCUUGUCAGAAGAUCUCGGACUCUGGCAAGAAGUCUUUUGCUCGAAGAUCCCUCCCAAAUCUGAUUCAUUCUGUUGAGAUGAUUUCACAUCCAGAGAUUAGAGCUGCAUGCAUCCAGGUUAUGUUUUCAGCUGUGUACCAUCUAAAAUCUGCAGUCGUACCAUAUUCAGCUGACCUUCUCAAACUCUCCCUGAAAUUUCUUCGAAAAGGGUCUGACAAGGAAAGAAUGGCAGGUGCAAAGCUGAUGGCAUCGCUUAUGGCAAGUGAAGAUGACAUUUUGGAAAGCAUAUCAGAGGGAUUGCUAGAAGCAAGAAUAGUGCUCUCAGCUAUAUCUUCUUCAGAUCCUUCACCUGAUUUGCAAGUUGUCUGUAAAAAUUUACUAGCAUGUAUAACUUCUUCCUGAGUUACUUUUAUUUCGUUUCUUACAUAGCAGAUAGGCUGGCCUGCUAAGAAUGCCAUUUGCUUUUGCUACUGAUAGUGUUAUAUCUGGUAGAAUACACUUGUGGAUUACAAACAUUGCAAAAAUGAACCCCUCCUGUACAGUCAUACCAUUUUAUAGAGUAUUGAGCAAUUCCUGUGAAA
This is a messenger RNA of Ricinus communis (castor bean), 3518 nucleotides long. RefSeq lists its product as uncharacterized. The transcript is spliced from 23 exons. The coding region runs from base 28 to 3339 and encodes 1103 amino acids. NCBI's taxonomy places the organism in Eukaryota, Viridiplantae, Streptophyta, Magnoliopsida, Malpighiales, Euphorbiaceae. The record is from RefSeq and is a predicted model, not a curated record.